Exaiptasia diaphana is the source of this 1760-nucleotide messenger RNA. RefSeq names its product acidic leucine-rich nuclear phosphoprotein 32 family member B. Gene Ontology annotation, cellular component: nucleus. Gene Ontology annotation, molecular function: histone binding. The record is from RefSeq and is a predicted model, not a curated record. Lineage: Eukaryota; Metazoa; Cnidaria; Anthozoa; Actiniaria; Aiptasiidae. Bases 393 to 1283 code for a protein of 296 amino acids. The transcript has 11 exons.
CUUUGGUUUCUGCACUGGAGGGGGGUUGUGUGCAUUGGAACAUGUUCCCUUGAAAUCACCAAAGCAUUGAACUGUUUUAUGAAAUCGCCAAGCCCCUAGACAGAAAAUUACUCAUGAAAACCAAGCAACUUCAAAAGAGAUUGAUGUUCUUCGCUAAACUUUUCGAAAAAAUCACCGCAAAGAUGGCCGAAGCGAUCACUUGAAUAUUAAAGAUGGUUGCCCAUGACGUCACUGUCAGGACCUCAUGUUUACUCUGUCAAAGAGGCAUUAACCGGGUCCCCAUGUGAAAUAUACAGUACCCCCCUCUAGGGAUUAGCUUGUGGCGCGCGAGGAGCGAAUAGUUCGAUAGAAAGACAGAGGCCAAAGGAAAAAGAACAAACCUUCAAAUAAGCAUGGAAAAACGGAUCGACCUAGAAAGCCGUAAUAAAUCUCCAGGCGAGAUUGAAGAGCUUAUUCUAGAUAACUGCCGCUCAACGAAUAUAGUAGGGCUUACAGAUGAAUUCAUCAAACUCGACAACUUAUCUAUGAUAAACGUCGGUCUAACUAGCUUGAAAAAUUUCCCGAAACUUCCUAACUUACGAAAGCUUGAACUAAGCGACAAUCGAAUUUCAUCAGGCUUACACCACCUCACAGCGUCCCCAAAGCUAACGCAUUUAAGUUUAAGUGGAAAUAAAAUAAAAGACUUGGAAACUCUCGAGCCUCUGGAAAAACUAAAAAACCUUAAAAGCUUAGAUCUUUUUAACUGUGAAGUAACGAACGCCGACGAUUAUAAGAGUAGAGUAUUUGAAAUGAUUCCUUCGCUUCGGUAUUUAGAUGGAUGCGACAGGGAUGGUAAUGAAGCUGAAGAAACAGACUCGACCGGGGACGAAGACGGCGACGAGGAUGAAGAUGAAGUAGACGACGUUGACGAUGAAGAUGAUGAUGACGAUGAUGGUGAUGAUGAUGACGACGACGACGAUGAUGACGAUGAGGAUGAUGAAGGGGCCUCAAGUGAUGACGAAAAUGAGGAUGAUGAUGGUGUMGUCGAAGUAGAAGGAGAAGGAGAUGAUGACGAUGAUGAAGACGAGGAUGAUGAUGAAGAAGGUGAAGAUGAAACACCAGGAUUGGAAUAUCUACAGAAAGAAAACUUAGAAGACGAUGAAGAAGAGGAAGACUUUGAUCCUGAAGAUGCAGAAGAAGAGGACGAUGAUGACGAUGUUGAAGAAGAUGCCGAAGAAGAAGGCGAGCAAACACAACGAGGAGAGAAACGAAAAAGAGAAGACGAUGAUGAUGAUGACGACUGAGAGCGUAAUCGCUGUGUAUAUAACAGACUCCCAACAUCUUGAAGGAUUCGUGUGACGGUUCCACAAUAUUGACUAAUCGCUUUCAUUAGUCAUUUCUCAUCACAUUUCUCCUGACUUUUUCUGGUGUACAUUAUCAAAAAGGUUCAAUGGAGAAAGCGUUUUACAGAAUCCCUUCCAUUCUACAUCAGCACCUAAAUUCUCACAACCCGACAAAGGACUKCACUUGUUGAUAAACUGUUUUUAUGAAUUGACUGUACAUCCUGUAUGCCACUUGUGAGAAUUUGGGUAUUGAUCACUUUGAAACAACCCAUGGAGCAUCCUAUAGUGAGAUGUUAGUCUCAUGAAAUGGGCUUUUGUAGAUAGUCUAAUACAUGACACAUAAUGAAUCACAGUCAUUCUGAGUUUUGAAUUGUAGCUACAUUGGUAUUCAUACAGUUUUCAAGUAAUUUACAAUAAACAACUUUAUUAAAAGCUCAC